AUGGCUCACGUACCGCGGUGGCCGCGCCGCAAGAAAGAUGUCGCCCCGCCAACUCUUAUCACCACGGACUUGUCCGGCAACAAUAAUAACUCCUCCCCCAGCAGCAAUAAGUUGGCCGCCGCGGUAGCUGCCCCAGCCGAGUCGCAGCCCGCUGCGGCGCCCGCGCCUGUGCCCUCUCCUGGCCAGGUGCGCUCCUCGCUACACAAGCUGAAGGGAGUCUUUCAUCGCUCGGCCAAGCGCGCUCGUGACUCGCCCCCUGCUUCACUGCCGCACUCUCCUGCCGCCGCGCCGGUGUCUGUGGCGACUGGGAAUGGCAAUGGGAAUAGCAAUGGAGGGAAUAGCAAUGGGAACUUGAAUGUCAACGUGUCUGAGAUUAGGCCUGUCUCGCCGCUGUCUCUCAAGACGGAUGCCGCCAGCACGAUGGAGAAGGCCACCAAGACGCCAAAGAUGCCGGCGUUUUUGGAUCUGCCGAAGCAGGAAAUCGAGAAUCGCUUCUCCGAGAUCGUCUGGCGCGAGCGUCAUCGCAUGAUGCAGUCACUGACAAAUCCGUCUCCCGACUUCCGCUGGGCCCGUGUUACCGGUCCCCACCUCAAGCUCCUCGAUCGCUACGUCAACAUCCAGCCCUGGAACAAUAACCGUGUCAAGCUUCGCGUGCCCGAAGGCAAGCUCGACUACAUCAACGCCUCACCUAUCAUCCUACACCCGCGCGCUGCGCGCGACGGUUCUACCAAGGAGCCUUCUCGGUAUAUCGCCAUGCAGGGCCCUAAGCAGAUCACCACCGACCAUGUCUGGCGCAUGGUGGUUGAGCAGCUGGAGAGCCCUGGUGUAAUUGUCAUGCUGACAGAGACACACGAGGGGGCUAUUGAGAAGUGUUACCCAUACUUCCCUAGGAGUCCUGACGACCCUCCCUUGGAAGUUAAUGAGAGGGAUGAGUUUGGCGACGGCUUUCGCGCGACGGUCAAGUGUGAGGCCAUCGAGGAGACGCCGGCCGGUGAUGCGAUUGAGUUGAGAAAAUUGGUAAUUACGGUGCAUCCAAAGAGGGAGAUUCCCCUGGAAGGGAUCGAUGGCGAUGAUGAUGUCAAGAUGAAGAGUCCUCAGGCUUUGCAGGAAAGAAGUGCUUCAUCAACACCCAGCUCAGCUACGCCAAUCACAACCUCCUCAGCAACAACCCCAAUCAACCCAUCAACCCCAGCCCUGCCCACUGCCAACCUAAUCUCUGCUCCCAUUAGCCAGCCCGCAACCCCCCAGGAACCCACUCCCCGCACAGCCUUCGACUCUUCAGCCCCCGUCGACCAACGCAUAGUCUACCACUUCCUCUACAAGAAAUGGCCCGACUUCGGCGUCCCGUCCCUCUCCGACCUCGACUCCUUCUUCACCCUGAUGCGCCUCUCCCGCGAGAAGAAUUCUUCCCCCUCUAACCCUCGCAUCGUCCAUUGCAGCGCCGGCGUCGGCAGGAGUGGGACGUUUAUUGCAUUGGAGUAUCUCAUGGGGGAGUUGGAACGGGGCAUUUUGGAGGGAUGGGAUGACAGAGUCGAGGAGUUAAAGCAAAGGGACCGGAGCGGGAAUCAGCAAGGUGAUGGGGAAGGGGCAGGCGGGAUGCAAUCGGCGUUGCCGCCGGAUUAUGCCAGGGAGGAUUUGGUGUUUGAGGUGGUGGAUGCUUUGAGGGAGCAGAGAAGGACCAUGGUACAGGCUGAGGCGCAGUAUGAGUUUAUUUAUCGCGUGUUGAGGAAGUUUUGGGUGGAGAAGUAUGGUCCGCCUGAGGAGGAGGAAAUUGAUGGGCAAGAUGAAAGUACAGGGGAUGGAAAGGGUAACGCUGGAGGUUCAGGAGGAUGUGGGGGUUGUGGUGACGAGGAGCAGAUGGAGGGAGAGGGGGCCAGAGAUGGCGAGCCGGCUGCGAAGAGGCUCGUUGUUGACAGGAGUUAG
This is a messenger RNA of Thermochaetoides thermophila DSM 1495, 1923 nucleotides long. Its product is annotated as tyrosine-protein phosphatase-like protein. Lineage: Eukaryota; Fungi; Ascomycota; Sordariomycetes; Sordariales; Chaetomiaceae. Gene Ontology annotation, biological process: protein dephosphorylation. The coding region runs from base 1 to 1923 and encodes 640 amino acids. Gene Ontology annotation, molecular function: protein tyrosine phosphatase activity. The record is from RefSeq and is a predicted model, not a curated record. The transcript is spliced from 2 exons.